UAUCGAUGACGGUCUUGUUAAAUUAUUAAAAAAAAAAAAGUUUGUACUUGAAAAGUACGGCGUAUAUCUACAGCGAAGAACGCAAGAACCCGCCAAGGAAGCGUCCGAUGCAGACGCCAUCUGUUCAUGCAUUGAGCCCGGAAUCCGGAGGAAUCCCGGCCAGGAUGUGAUGUGCGCACUGGGCCCUCUCCGCUGGUCGAUAUAAACUCGUGCCCCCCUCUUCUAGCCACCUUCUUGCUGUCCACCGCCUGCUCAUUCUACCCCACAGUCCCAUUCCCAGUCCUGCACAGCAAUCAUCUCCGUCUGAAGAAGGCUUCCGGUAGCACGAGUGGUGAAACCAGGCAGACUGCAAAGGUCACGGAGACCGCGGUGUCUUGGAAAUCGGCGGAACACGGAUACCGAUCCACUGGGGUUGGCAUCAGGCACCACUUUGUCCAGGAACCUGCAGCUGAGGAACCUAGAGAAUAUCUGAAGUCUCCUGGGAACUGCGAAACACACCAUAUCUUCGCAAAAUGACGUGGUAAAAGUUGCCAGUCCCAAUCUAUGCAGAGGCAAGAAACUUUAUGAUGAGUCCAGGUCCAGAUCUUGCAAAGAUUCCGGAAACUCUGUCCCCAAGAGGAAACCAAAGACACAGCUAGGCAGGAAUGAAAUCGGGAACCCACGGAAUCUUAGCCUAAGCAGGCGGAAUCCCGAUAAUUCUCCCAAAAUAGCGCACCACCUGGACGCCAUAAAAGAGAGCCUUGAGGCAAGGAAUCGGUGGCAUACCUGGACAGUUGCAGAGAACUUUAUACCUGGUAAUCAGCCGCACCAAAUGCAACUGCAACUAGUAAACUAGAACUCAUUUGUGAGCCAAAACACUGACAAACGGAAGCUGCAUCUGAAAAGCAAGUAGGGAACACCAGGAUACUUAGCGUUCUACGGAGAUGGCCACAGCAUCGCUGGAAGCACUGCACGCAGCCUAUGUGGACUUCAGUGAGCUAACACUAAGAGAGAAAGUCGGCCAUGGGUCCUACGGAGUGGUCUGCAAGGCCGUUUGGCGCGACAAGCUGGUUGCCGUCAAGGAGUUCUUCGCCAGCGCCGAGCAGAAGGACAUCGAGAAGGAGGUGAAGCAGCUGUCGCGCGUGAAGCACCCGAACAUCAUCGCUCUGCACGGCAUAUCCUCGUACCAGCAGGCCACCUACCUGAUAAUGGAGUUCGCCGAAGGUGGAUCGCUGCACAACUUCCUUCACGGCAAGGUGAAGCCGGCAUAUUCUCUAGCCCACGCCAUGAGCUGGGCGCGCCAAUGUGCAGAGGGUCUGUCAUAUUUGCAUGCCAUGACGCCAAAACCCCUGAUACAUCGCGACGUGAAGCCGCUGAACCUGCUCUUGACCAACAAGGGACGCAAUCUGAAGAUAUGCGACUUCGGCACGGUGGCGGACAAGUCGACCAUGAUGACCAAUAAUCGCGGCAGUGCCGCUUGGAUGGCGCCCGAGGUCUUCGAAGGCUCCAAGUAUACGGAGAAGUGUGACAUUUUCAGCUGGGCCAUUGUGCUAUGGGAGGUGCUGUCCAGGAAGCAGCCCUUUAAAGGCAUCGACAAUGCCUACACCAUCCAGUGGAAGAUCUACAAGGGUGAACGCCCGCCGCUGCUGACCACCUGCCCCAAGCGCAUCGAGGACCUGAUGACCGCCUGCUGGAAAACGGUGCCCGAGGAUCGCCCGUCGAUGCAGUACAUAGUGGGCGUCAUGCACGAGAUCGUCAAGGACUAUACGGGGGCGGACAAGGCCCUGGAAUACACGUUUGUUAAUCAACAGAUUGUCACCAAAGAGAGCGACGGCACGGUGGCCGCUCAACCGGAUAGCCUUAGUUCGCAGGAGGGGGAACUGAGCCCCUCGUCCACACAGUUAACACCGACAACGGCGGCCAACGCCAAUGUGAACGCGAUAGCAAUAUCAAAAACAACGACUAGCUCAAUGACCGAAAAUACCUCAUCAACAUCAUCGGACAUCACGCCGACGAACUCAGGCCAACUGGACAAUAAUCCGAUAUUCCACAUGGUCAGCAAUCGCUGGGACGCGAUUCCCGAGGAGGAGAGCAACGAGAGCUGGAACGAUAGCUUCAACCUCACCUCGUCGGUGGAGGCCACUCAGCGCCUCGAGACGAUCCGGAACGGCAUGAUCCUGAUGGCCUGCAAGCCCAUGGAGCAGCUCACCCUCGACGUGGAGGCGAACGGCUUUGAUCUGAGUCACAGCGAAAGCAGCAGCAGCAGCACGAACGCAAAGAGCGAUGGCCGCGAACGACUCACGGUGACGGACACCAAGCCGGUGAUGAUGACCACGGAUCUGACCAACAACAACGGCGGCAUCCACGCCCACUCGAACGGACUGCUGAGCCAUGCGAAUGGUCGGCAAGCGGCGGAUGAGGAGCUGCAGGAACAAGAGUAUGAGCAGGAGAUUGUCAACUCGCUGGACGUCGACGUGGAUCCCGACGAGGAUGAGAACGACGGCACCGAGCAAUCACUGGCCGAGAUUCUUGAUCCGGAGCUCCAGCCAGAGCCGCCGAUACCCAACGAUGCCGAAUCGCAGCUCAUCUACCGGGAGCACCGACACAUGGCCAAGGAGUACCUGAGCGUCGACACGAACCUCUACUACGCGCAGGACUUCAAGGACAAGCUCAUCGUGCAGAUGGACCGAACCGAGCGCGAACAGAAGCAGGAGCUUCUGCGCAAGAUGAAGGACAAGGAGGGUCUGCAGAGUCUUUACAACAAUCUGCAGCAGCAGUACGCUUCACGCCAACUUGCGGCCGGCCAUCAUCCGCACCCUCAGCCCCAUCCGCAUCCGCAUCCGCAUCAGCAUCCACACUCGCAUCCGAAUCCGCAUUUGCUUGCCCUGCAGGAUGAGGUCUGUGGACUGCUGCACGGGUCGGUGUGCGGAGGCUCAGAGUCCAUGGAAGAAGGCUGGGUGGUCAUCCCACCGCAUCACAACGCGUAGUCUCGUGCGCUGCCGGAUCGAUCGACUCUCUAUGUCUUUUAGGCUAGUACUGUAAACUUUAAUCGGCAAUCCGUUAUCUGUAAUCUGUAAUCCAAUAUUCGUAGUCUGUAUCCGUACGAUUAGCCAUAGCAGUUUGUUUAUUUCUAUAUCUAUGACUAUUUCGUUGUAAGCGUUCUUUGUUUAAGUCUAAGCGUAUUCAGUCCGUGUUUCUUUUAAUUUAGCAAACAACUGUUUCGACCCAUUAGCCGUCUCGCAAACUUUGUUUAGGUUUUAAUAUUAUGAUUAAGCUUAAAAUACACUUAGCAUUAGCACAUGUAUCUGUUCGAGGAAACUGACAAGGAGUAGACCAAAAAAAUAUAAAAACCAUCGAAAGCAACGACAAAACAAA
This is a messenger RNA of Drosophila sechellia, 3354 nucleotides long. It is a transcript of the gene Tak1, whose product is annotated as TGF-beta activated kinase 1. Gene Ontology annotation, biological process: immune response; protein phosphorylation; JNK cascade. The transcript has 8 exons. The coding region runs from base 924 to 2966 and encodes 680 amino acids. The record is from RefSeq and is a predicted model, not a curated record. Gene Ontology annotation, molecular function: ATP binding; MAP kinase kinase kinase activity. Lineage: Eukaryota; Metazoa; Arthropoda; Insecta; Diptera; Drosophilidae.